Messenger RNA from Glycine soja, 910 nucleotides. RefSeq names its product protein FAM32A-like. Lineage: Eukaryota; Viridiplantae; Streptophyta; Magnoliopsida; Fabales; Fabaceae. Gene Ontology annotation, cellular component: nucleolus. The coding region runs from base 335 to 745 and encodes 136 amino acids. The record is from RefSeq and is a predicted model, not a curated record. The transcript is spliced from 3 exons.
AAAUUGUUUCUCUUCUCUGCAAAAAGGCGUGUCGUAUAGAAAAAAACAUUUUGUUUUUGGAAAAAAGGUAUAAGAUGAAUGAAAUCGAAUUGAGCCCUAAAAAUCACUGGUACGACGCGGAGAGUUUGAGUUUCACCCUUUGAUUGAAGGUUUUGGUGCUCGAUCGACGUUCAUAAACUGUUUUAGUCCUUUUGACGCACAUUCACAAGUUAGGGUUUUUGUUAGUACCAUCUGCCCCACCAGUCAUUUCGUGCUUUACCAGUUAUCUUAUCUGGGAAUAUCUGCUAUGCCAUUCUAGGAUUAAGAAUAUAAAAAAAAAAAAUUGUUGACAGAGAUGUCAGCGUAUGACAAUGUUGUUGGUGGGAAAUUGAAGUUGAAGGGAAAAGCACUGGAUGUGGCUGGUGGAGUGAAGAAGAAGAAAAAGAAGAACAAGAGAAAUCAGGAACAACUUUUGCAAGUCGCCGAAGAUGAAGUUUCAGCAGGUGGAAGUAAAGAACAAGCCAAAGAUUCAAAUGAUGAAGAUAUAAAUGAUGUGAGUGAAUUAAGCGGGGAAGGGAAGACAGCUCAUUAUGAUGAUCAUCUUACACCGGUGGAGAGGCGUUACAUAGAGCAGAGGGAGCAACUUGAUGUUCACAGAUUGGCUAAGAUAUCUAAUAAAUCUCACCGUGACAGAAUUCAGGAUUUCAACCAAUAUCUUGCAAACAUGAGCGAGCAUUAUGAUAUUCCUAAAGUUGGUCCUGGAUGAUUCAAUGAAGGCCAAUCCUUAUCAUUUGUAUUUGUUCGUUAAUAUUAAUGCCGUGUGCCCGCACAAUGGUUAUUGUCACUGCAUAUUGAUACUUUGUUUUGGAUUCAUAUGAUAGAUAUAUUUGGUUUCUCUCCCUGUGGAUGGAGAAGUAUGCCUUCAACGAAA